Molecule: messenger RNA, 3740 nt
Organism: Xiphias gladius (swordfish)
Lineage: Eukaryota; Metazoa; Chordata; Actinopteri; Istiophoriformes; Xiphiidae
Gene: rab23
Product: RAB23, member RAS oncogene family
Exons: 7
Coding region: 567-1274 (235 amino acids)
Molecular function (GO): GTP binding; GTPase activity
Source: RefSeq, a predicted model, not a curated record
AGUCGAUACGUGCGUUUCAUGUCGACUCUCUUGCAAUGGGCACUCUUUGGCUCUGCUGCCUAGCAACAAACAUUAGCGAGCUGGUCAGUUGCCUGGUUAGCUACUCUCAUGCGCAACGUAGUUAGCUGAAACGUAGGCUUGCCGAUAGAUAGUAAUGCCGAUAGAUAGUAAUUUUCAUCCCGUAAAUGUCACAGAUUUUACUCAGUUGUCGACAUUAAUUAAACUUUAUCUGCUGCUUUGAAGCGGAGAACACUGGCUCUGUGCAGAUAUUAGCUAGAUAUCAUUACCGGGAGGAGCAGAAGGUUCUUUUCUCGGGGAAAAGUGGCUAACCUUAGCUAGGUAACCUUAGCACCAGAGUCACUAGCAUCUCCUCUUUCCAGAGAGUAGAGCAAAGGGAGGCUGUAGAUAUGUGAUUGUGGGUUAGCUGGCUGUUUAGCUUAUCUAAUGUUGGCGGACACCGGAUGACUCGCAGCGUGAUUUUUAACAGGUGGUAUAUGUGUUUGUGUCACAUCACUCAAACUACCUGGGCGGAGUGGAACUGAGAAAAGCAGCCAGACAUCGCCACCAUGUUGGAGGAGGACAUGGAAGUGGCCAUCAAGGUGGUCGUAGUCGGCAAUGGAGCUGUUGGCAAGUCCAGUAUGAUCCAACGAUACUGCAAGGGCAUCUUCACUAAGGACUACAAAAAGACCAUUGGAGUGGACUUCCUGGAAAGGCAGAUACUUGUAAAUGACGAAGAGGUCCGACUAAUGCUUUGGGACACCGCUGGGCAGGAGGAGUUCGACGCUAUCACCAAGGCCUAUUAUCGUGGCGCGCAAGCAUGUGUGCUGGUCUUCUCUACCACGGACAGGGAGUCAUUUCAGGCUAUUGACAGCUGGAGGGAGAAGGUGGAGGCAGAGGUUGGAGAUAUUCCCACAGUUCUAGUGCAGAACAAAAUUGACCUCCUGGAAGAGACUGUUAUAAAAAACGAAGAAGCAGAAGCUUUGGCUAAAAGACUUAAGCUGAGAUUUUAUCGAGCUUCAGUAAAAGAGGACCUUAAUGUCAAUGAGGUUUUUAAGUACUUAGCUGAGAAGUAUCUUCAGCGACUCAAACAGCAAACAGCAGAGGAGACAGAGGUGGUCCAUACAACAAGCAAUAAAAUAGGUGUUUUUAAUACCACAAGUAGUAAUGUCUGCAACCAGAGCUCCACCAACGGCAGAGAAGUCAUCACCUUGCGACCUAACAAACAAAGGACCAAGAAGAGUAAAAAUCCUUUUGGAAAUUGCAGCCUACUCUAGAUAGAUUCUUUUAAUUUUAGUGACACACUAUUGUUUCUAAGACUAGAUUGGUCAUUGUUGUAAUCAAUCGAGGUAGCCACAUUUAGAGACCAAAGCCCACAGAGACUGGGAAAUAUUAAUCUAUAUACCACUUUAAUAACCUGAUGUUUAAUCUGUAUCCCCUCAAUGAUGGUAGAAUUUCCUUUGGUUCAGCCUUGGAUCUCCAUCAGUCAUCUGUGCACAAAACCUGUCAACGUUUGUGCACUCUUGGGUCCUCCUUGUGGUUGCCUUAAGUAACAGCAACAGCUGUAGCUACAUUAUGCUGUGUCAUGAAUUUAAUGAAACCCCUCAAAAAAAAAGAGAGUUACGUUUGUGAGUACUGGUGGGUUUUAAAAAAAAAAAAAAGUGACUUGAUUUGCAAGCAUCUCAUCAAAAUAUGGAACAGCAAAAGUUGCACUCUUGCUCUGUGAAAACAUUUGCUCCUGGUUGCCCAAUCAUGUUUGACAUUUCAAGCGUGCAAUAUGUUUGCAUGCAUUGUAGAAGAUACACAGAUUAUUUUGUACCAUAUUUUUCUAACUGUCAACAGAAUAUGGUUCAGACUAUACUGUUUAUCAUGGACAAAACAAUAUCGAAUCCAGAGUUAAUUCUCUGUGCAGAAGUAUUUUUGUACAAUCACAACAGUGUUGAGCGAUAUUUUCACUUAAGUGUUGACAUAGUGCCAAAUUUCCAUUUUCUGAGCUGUAGUUAAAUAUUAACACUGCAGUGAUUUGGAUGUAACAUGGAAUUAAUAGAAUGUGCUCCUGUAUAUAACCAAAUAUCAAUAACUCUUGUCACAAAAUAUUCCCCUGUGUCUACUUACAAUCCACUUAUUUACAGAUUUGUUCACCAAAUUCUCAGACUUUCAUGAAGUCUCGGACUUUAUGAUGUAGAACAUGAGUUGAAUUAAUGAUACUCUGCUCUUUGAGCCACAAUCAGUUAUUGUGCUAUGUUUUGAUUUCAAUUGUUUACAUUUGUCAUAUUUCAUAUUUAACUUAGCUUUUCUUUAACUUUAGUACAGCUUUGAAUAACUAAUUGGUUACCUUAAGAAUCAAUCAUUUCCAAUACCUUUGUAUUCCAUUUCACUAUACUUCUAACAUUUCAAACAUAAUCAUGGUACAAGACCUUGGUUUUUAUUUUUUGGUUUGCCCUCUGUAAUGUCUUAUCAGGUAUUACUAUUUUGUUAAUAUCAUCCUGCUCCCUUUUUAAUGGGGGAAAGGGAGAAGGGGUGGGAAUACAGAAUUCAAAAGACUGAAAGAGGUGUCUUGAGCAGAACGUAAACUCUUGCUCUCUGAAGGUAUUACAAAAAGCUGACUAUCAGGAUUGGAUAUUUCUCUAUUGAGGUGCUUGUGUGGGCCUGGAUGUGCAAAUCUCGUUUUUUCUCACUACAUGAGGAUACUCCAAAAAAGAUCUCCCAAACUAAUUCUCAGUUCUCAUUACAGCAAGCUGUGAACUGUAUGUCAUUGCCUUCUCUGCAUCAAGUCUUUUUUUUUUUUUAACAGUUUUUUCCCCAAAACUCAUUAUCUGAACGACACCGGUUUACCAAGCACAAAGAUAUGUGGGGUAAUGUGGGAUAUCAUAUAUUAAACCUCUCGUCUAAAAUGAUUAACAUUUCUUGAAAGUAUUUUACAUGGAGUUAUAUUACAUAGGAAAUCUGGGAAUACAUGUGCAUGCAUUUUUUUGUCUUUUUAAAGGUUUUGUAACAGAUCUCAGAUCUGUUACCAGAGUCAGAUGAAGUUCAAAUGGGACUGAAUUUGUUCAUGUUUUUCACUUCAAAGUCUGUUGUGAACAACCCAACAGGUGUCCAACAAAUAUAUCAUUGGUACUAAGAUUGUGUCAUAUUUUAAGCUUUCUCAUUUGAUUGUAUGUUAACAGUUCUGUUUUGAGAAAAAAAGAAAGUGUGGCGUAAGUAAUGCAUGUAAGCCUUUUUUCCAUAUCAGUGAAUGUUUUUACCAUGGUUGCAAUGCCACGAUGCCUUGUCCAUAUUUACAUUCUCCCCCAGUAACCAGUAAGCAUUUUAGUCCUACUGCUGAUUUUUCUUCAAAACUGCCUGCACAGUAAAUGUGUAAUUAUUUCUCAAGCUUUCUCUUGCUUGUAAUAUGUUGUUUACUUUGCCUUUUUGCUUUUUGACUGAAUGGAUUUAGUGCACUUUAUUAUUAAGAUGGCAUAUAAUCUUAAAGAACCAUAAGUUAAAACUAACCAUACUUAUGUGCUGUCACUCAGGUGUUGUAAUAAUCUUUGUGUUUUACUGUGUCUCUACUUUUUCACACACAACUUCAUAAACCAAUUUCACACAUUUAGAUAGACAAACCAACAUAUGUAUGCUUACAGUCUGUCAAAAACAACAAUCAUUGUUGGAUUUUCAUUUUAACAGUUACAGAUGUAUCACAACUUGAAGCGCUCCACACAGCUGUGCAGGUUGGGGCUGGUUGGACGGUAAUCUGACUUAAA